Molecule: messenger RNA, 12696 nt
Organism: Perognathus longimembris pacificus (Pacific pocket mouse)
Lineage: Eukaryota; Metazoa; Chordata; Mammalia; Rodentia; Heteromyidae
Gene: Fras1
Product: Fraser extracellular matrix complex subunit 1
Exons: 74
Coding region: 59-12091 (4010 amino acids)
Biological process (GO): cell communication
Cellular component (GO): membrane
Molecular function (GO): protein binding
Source: RefSeq, a predicted model, not a curated record
AGAGCAGGUUCUUGGAUGCGGAAGGCUGGGCUCCUGAAGCUCAGGGGCCGAGGCGGCGAUGGGUGUCCUCCAGGAGUGGCUCGGGGUGGUCCUAGCGCUGACGACAUUCGCAGCCCAGCUUCGUCAUUCACAAGGUGCUUGUGUCUAUCACGGGUCCUUGGUGGCAGAUACCACAACUUGGAAGCCUGAUUCAUGCCAAAACUGUCGUUGCCAUGGUGAUAUGGUUAUCUGCAAACCUGUUGUUUGCAGGAACCCUCAGUGUGCCUUUGAGAAGGGAGAAGUGCUUCAGAUAGCUGCCAACCAGUGCUGCCCAGAGUGUGUCUCCAGGACUUCUGGAUCUUGCCACCAUGAGGAGCAGGUGCAUGAGCAUGGCACUGAGUGGGCCUCUUUCCCUUGUGGGAUGUGUUCUUGCAAUCAUGGAGAAGUGAGAUGCACCCAGCAGCCAUGCCCAGCAUUGUCGUGUGGAUAUCAGGAGCUGGAAUUCAUCCCCGAAGGAAGCUGCUGCCCAAUCUGUGUGGGCCCUGGAAAGGCCUGUUCCUAUGAAGGCCGUGUAUUUCAAGAUGGAGAAGACUGGAGACUGAGCCAGUGUGCCAAGUGUGUGUGCAGAAAUGGGCUUGCCCAGUGCUUCACAGUUCAGUGUCCACCUCUGUUUUGUAACCAGGAUGAAGCUGUGGUCCGGGUCCCUGGAAAAUGCUGCCCCCAGUGCUCUGCACGAUCCUGCCCUGUAGCUGGCCGAGUGUACAAGCAUGGUGAACAGUGGACUGAAGAUGUGUGUACCACAUGUACUUGUGACCAAGGAGAGCUCAGGUGUCACAAACAGACCUGCCCUCCACUAAGAUGCAAAAAGGGUCAGAGCCGGGGUCGGCGUCAUGGGCAAUGUUGUGAGGAAUGUGUGUCUCCUGCUGGAAGCUGCUCAUCCAGUGGGAUCGUGCGGUACCAGGAUGAAAUGUGGAAGCGCUCAGCCUGUGAGUUCUGCAUGUGCGACCAUGGCCAGGUGACCUGCCAGACUGUAGAGUGUGCCAAGGUGGAGUGUGCCCGGGGUGAAGAACUAAUUCAUCUAGAUGGAAAAUGCUGUCCUGAAUGCAUUUCAAGCAAUGGUUAUUGUGUUUACGAAGAAAAGGCAACAUUUUUGUCCUCAAAUGCAAGUGAAAUUAAACAUAUUCUGGAGGGCGAGGAGUGGGAAGAUGGACCUUGCAAGGUGUGUGAGUGCCGGAGUGCUCAAGUCACUUGCUACCAGCCCUCUUGUCCUCCAUGUCCAGUGGCCACCUUAGCCUUGGUGGUGAAAGGGCAGUGCUGCCCAGAGUGCACCGCAGUUCAUUGCCACCCAGACUGUUUGACCUGCUCCCACUCUCCAGAGCACUGUGACCUCUGUCAGGAUCCUACAAAGCUGCUACAAAAUGGACGAUGUGUACACAGCUGUGGUCUGGGAUUUUACCAAGCGGGCAGCCUCUGCUUAGCCUGCCAGCCUCAGUGCUCUGUGUGCACCAGUGGCCUGGAGUGCUCAUCUUGCCAGCCUCCCCUGCUGAUGCAGCGCGGGCAGUGUGUUCCCACCUGUGGGGACGGCUUCUAUCAAGAUCGCCACACGUGUGCAGUCUGUCACGAGUCCUGUGCAGGCUGCUGGGGUCCCACGGAGAAGCACUGCCUAGCCUGCAGAGAUCCCCUGCAAGUCCUGAGAGAUGGCAGCUGUGAGAGCACCUGUGGCGAUGGCUUCUACAACAGGCAGGGAACUUGUAUUGCUUGUGACCAGUCUUGUAAGAGUUGUGGCCCCAGUACUUCCAGAUGUCUCACCUGCACUGAGAAUACAGUGUUGCAUGAUGGGAAAUGCAUUUCGGAAUGCCCCACAGGGUACUAUGCUGCUGCCACUGGCCGAUGCAAAGUUUGUCACAACUCAUGUGCCCGCUGCUCUGGACCUGCAGCUUCGCACUGUACCGCCUGCAUCCACCCCCAGGUUCUGCACGAGGGGUACUGUCUGCCCAGCUGUGGAGAAGGCUUCUAUCCUCACUAUGGAGUCUGCAAAGCUUGUCAUGCCUCCUGCCAGACUUGUGUGGGUCCUGAGCCCUCUCACUGUACCACAUGUAGAAAGCCAGAGGCAGCACUGCAGGUGGACCACAGUUCUCGCGCAGACGUGCCCUCUGGCCAUUGUCUAUCCCACUGUAAAGCCCGCUUCUACCUGGAAAGCACUGGACUAUGUGAACCUUGCCACCAGUCCUGUCUCAUGUGUUCAGGAAAGAGCUCCCAAAACUGCACAGUCUGCCAGUCUUCUCAUGUACUUUUGGAUGGGCUAUGUUUCUCUCAGUGCCCCGAGGGCUACUUUAACCAGGAAGGUAGUUGCACAGAAUGCCACCCAACCUGUAGACAGUGCAAUGGGCCACUGGAAUCUGACUGUCUCUCCUGUCACCCUCAUGUCACUCUUUCCAGUGGGCACUGCAAGACCAGCUGUAAGGAGGAGCAGUUCCUCAACCUUGUGGGGUACUGUGCUGAUUGCCAUCCUCUGUGUCAGCUGUGCACAGCUGAUCUGCAUGACACUGGCAGCAUCUGCCUGAGGUGCCAGAACGCCCGCCACCUGCUGUUCAGGGACCACUGUGUUCCCCACUGCCCCUCUGGACACUAUGCAGAGAGGGGAGCUUGUAAAAGAUGCCACCCCUCCUGCAGAACAUGCCAGGGUGGAGGCCCUUUCUCCUGCUCCUCAUGUGACGUCAGCCUUGUUCUGACCCACACUGGGACCUGCAGCAUCACCUGCUCCCCUGGGCAUUACCUUGAUGACAACCGCAUUUGCCAGCCAUGCAGCCCACACUGUAGAAGCUGUGAUUCACAGGCCAGCUGUACCUCCUGCCGAGACCCAAGCAAGGUCCUGCUCUUCGGGGAUUGCCAGUAUGAGAGCUGUGCCCCACAGUACUAUCUAGACAUCUCCACAAAGACCUGCAGAGAGUGUGACUGGAGUUGCAAUGCGUGUAGUGGGCCUCUAAGAACAGACUGUCUGCAGUGCAUGGAUGGCUACGUUCUCCAGGAUGGUGUCUGUAUGGAGCAGUGUUCACCAUCUUUCUACAAGGAUGCAGGCCUCUGCAAGAACUGUGACAGCCAUUGUCUGCAGUGCCAAGGUCUCCAUGAAUGCACCCGCUGUGAAGGACCAUUUCUCCUCUUGGAAGCCCAGUGUGUCCAGGAAUGUGGCAAGGGGUACUUUGCAGAUCAUACAAAGCACAAAUGCACAGCCUGCCCUAGGGGGUGCCUGCAGUGCAGCCACAGGAACCGUUGUCAUCUCUGUGACCAUGGAUUUGUUCUGAAGAAUGGCCUCUGUGUUUCCAGCUGUGUUCCUGGCUUCUCUGCCCAUGCAACUAAUGAAACAUGUAUAGGCAAAAUACACACCCCCAGUCUUCACGUGAAUGGUUCCUUGACCCUUGCAAUUGGCUCAAUGAAGCCUCUGGACUUUUCUCUCCUGAACAUCCAACACCAGGAUGGCAGAGUAGAGGAUCUCUUGUUCCAUGUGGUGAGCACUCCCACCAAUGGUCAGCUGGUACUCUCAAGAAAUGGCAAAGAAGUUCAGCUGGACAAGGCUGGCCAUUUUAGCUGGAAAGAUGUGAAUGAGAAGAAAGUGCGGUUUGUACACAGCAAAGAGAAACUCAGGAAAGGUUACUUUUCCUUGAAAAUCAGUGACCAGCAGUUCUUUUCUGAGCCACAGAUGAUCAACAUACUGGCAUUUUCAACACAGGCUCCUUAUGUGCUAAGAAAUGAAGUUCUCCACAUUAAAAGAGGAGAGCAAGGAACCAUCACCACCCAGCUGCUUGACAUCCGCGAUGAUGACAAUCCACAAGAUGUGAUCGUUGAAGUGCUAACGCCUCCACUUCAUGGCCAGUUGCUCCAAACAUUGCCAACCCCUGCAGCUCCUAUCUAUCAAUUCCGACUAGAUGAGCUCUCCAGAGGCCUUCUUCUCUAUGCUCAUGAUGGCUCGGAGAGCACGUCUGAUGUUGCAGUCUUACAGGUCAAUGAUGGACACUCCUUCCAAAAUAUUCUCUUCCAUGUGAAGACUGUGCCCAAGAAUGAUGGAUCUCUUCGGCUCAUGGCAGAUUCAAUGGUGUGGGUUCCAGAAGGGGGGAUGCUGCAGAUUACCAACAGAAUCUUGCAGGCAGAAGCACCAGGUGCCCGAACUGAAGAUAUCAUCUACAAGAUUACUCAGGAUCGUCCCCAGUUUGGGGAGGUGGUCCUUCUGAUGAAUUUGCCUGCGGACAGUCCUGCCAGUGGAGGACAGCACCUGCCUGAUGGCAGGACUGUGACCCCCACCAGCACCUUCACCCAGCAAGACAUUGAUGAAGGCAUCGUGUGGUACAGGCACUCAGGAGCCCCAGCCCAGAGUGACUCCUUCCGCUUCCAGGUGUCCAGGGUCACAGAUGCCCAGGCCCAUCCCCAGAGCCGCUUGUUCAACAUAGCCAUCUUACCGCAGACACCAGAGGCUCCUAAGCUCUCCCUGGGAACUUCUCUCCACAUGACCGCUCGGGAAGAUGGCCUAACUGUCAUUCAGCCUCAUUCUUUGUCCUUUGUGAACGCUGAGCAGCCUGCUGGAAAGAUUACAUACAAUAUCACUCUACCUCUACAUCCAAGUCAAGGUAUCAUCGAGCACAGGGAUCAGCCUCACUCUCCUAUCCAGUAUUUCACACAGGAAGAUGUUAACCAGGGCAAAAUCCUGUACCGCCCUCCUUCUGCAGCCCCCCACCUCCAAGAGAUUAUGGCCUUCUCCUUUGCUGGUCUCCCAGAAUCAGUAAAAUUCCACUUCACAGUUUCUGACGGACAGCACACAAGUCCACAGAUGGCUCUCACCAUCCAUUUACUUCCCACGGAUAGGCAGCCACCAGCAUUUCAGGUCACAACUCCCGUGCUCAAGGUCAGCCCAGGAGGCCGCACUUCUGUAGGCCUGCAAAUGGUAGGAAGAGGUGCUGAGACAGCCCUGACAGAAUUCUUCUUUGAACUUCAGAAACCUCCAAAGCAUGGUGUGCUGGUUAAGCACACAGCUGAGGUCGAAGCGCCCAUGGCUGCAGGUGACACUUUCACAUAUGAUGAUAUUGAGAAAAAUGCUCUGCAGUACAUUCACGAUGGCUCCUCUGCUCAGGAGGACAGCAUGGAGAUCUCAGUCACAGAUGGCCUCACAGUGAUGACAUCAGAAGUGAGAGUCCAGGUGUCUCUGCCUGAGGACCAAGGGCCUCAGCUGGCUGCUGGUUCCUCUCUGAACAUUACUGUUGGCAGUCAAAGCACAGCCAUAAUCACCAGGUCACACCUUGCUUAUGUGGAUGAUUCAUCCCCUGACUCCGCCAUCUGGAUUCAGUUAAGUUCUUUGCCAAUGUAUGGUGCUCUUUCAAGAAUCUCAGGAUCUGAGGUGGAGGAACUCUCAGAGUUUUCUAAUUUCACAAUGGAAGACAUCAACAAGAAUAAUAUUAGAUACUCAGCUGUUUUUGAGACGGAUGGUCAUCUGGUCACUGAUAGCUUUCGCUUCUCUGUUUCUGACAUGGACCACAACCAUCUGGACGAUCAAAUAUUUACCAUCACAGUCACUCCUGUCAAGAAUCCACCUCCAGUCAUUGCUUUUGCUGAUCUUAUCACGGUGGAUGAGGGAGGCAGAGCCCCACUCUCCUUCCACCAUUUUUUUGCUACUGAUGAUCAUGACAACCUCCACAGAGAUGCCAUCAUUAAACUAAGUGUUCUUCCCAAAUAUGGCUGCAUUGAGAACACAGGAACAGGUGAUCGCUUUGGCCCUGGGACUACUGGUGACCUCGAAGCAUCAUUCCUUAUUCAAGAUGUUCUGGAAAAUUACAUUUACUACUUCCAGAGUGUCCAUGAAAGCAUCGAGCCAACCCAUGAUAUAUUUAGUUUUUAUGUAAGCGAUGGAACCACUCGUUCAGAAAUUCAUAGCAUCAAUAUCACCAUCGAGAGGAAGAACGAUGAACCUCCCAGGAUGACCUUGCGACCCCUUGGAGUACAGCUGAGCUCUGGAGUGAUGCUAAGCAAUUCUUCUCUGAGCCUGCAUGAUCUGGACACUCCAGAUAAUGAGCUGAUUUUUGUAUUGACAAAAGAGCCUGACCACGGUCAUCUUCUGCGAAGAUUUACUGCUUCUGAGCCUCUGGAGAAUGGGACCAUUUUAUCCCAGGGCUCCUCCUUCACUUACCAGGAUGUCCUAGCUGGCCUGGUUGGGUAUCUGCCUGGCGACCCUGGUGUGGCAGUGGAUGAGUUCCGGUUUUCUCUUUCUGAUGGCUUCCAUGUGGACACAGGGAGAAUGGAGAUCUACAUAGAACUGCCUACAAGUGACACCCCCCACCUGGCUGUAAACCGAGGGCUUCAUCUCUCCGCAGGGUCGGUAGCACGCAUCACAGAACAGCACUUGAAAGUGAUCACCAUCGGCUCCGAUGGCCGUCAGGUUAUGUACAUCAUGAAGGAAGAUCCUGGUGCAGGUCACCUGCAGAUGGUUAAGCAUGACAAUCUGGAGCAAAUCUCUGUGAAAGGCCCUCUCCGAAGUUUCACCCAGGCGGACAUCAGCCAAGGGCAAGUAGAAUAUAGUCAUGGAACAGGAGAACCUGAUGGGAGCUUUGCUUUUAAAUUUGAUGUGGUUGAUGGAGAAGGGAACAGAUUGCUCGAUCAGUCAUUUUCCAUCAGUGUUUCAGAAGACAAAUCCCCACCAGUCAUCAUCACCAAUAAAGGGCUGGUCUUGGAUGAAAACUCAGUGAAGAAAAUCACCACCCAGCAACUCUCAGCCACUGACCAGGAGAGUGGGCCCACAGGACUGACCUACAGAAUCACCACACAGCCCCAGCUGGGCCACCUGGAGCAUGCGGCUUCCCCAGGCAUCCAGAUUAGUUCCUUCACUCAGGCUGACCUGACUUCACAUAAUGUUCAAUAUGUCCAUACUAGUGAGAUGGAGACCCACGCAGACGCCUUCAGCUUUGUGCUGUCUGAUGGAGUUCAUGAGGUGACCCAGACCUUCCACAUCAACCUUCACCCUCUGGAUGAUUCACUGCCCGUCUUGCACAACCGGGGGAUGCGGGUGCAGGAGGGCGUGAGGAAGACUAUCACUGAGUUUGAGCUCAAGGCGCUGGAUGCAGACACAGAGGCGGACUCCAUCACAUUCACCAUCCUGCAGCCCCCGCGCCAUGGCACCAUCGACAGAACCACCAGGGGGCACCAUUUCCAUCUCACCUCCACCUUCACCAUGGAAGACAUCUUUCAGAACCGAGUCAGCUACAGCCAUGAUGGCAGCAACACCCUCAAAGACUGGUUCACUUUCACAGUGUCUGAUGGGACCAACCCCUUCUUCAUCACUGAGGAAGGAGGAAAAGAGUAUCUCCCACAGAUUACGACUGCAGCACCUCAGCAGUUCCAAGUGGACAUCCUCCCGGUCGAUGAUGGCACCCCUAGGAUUGUCACCAACAUGGGGCUCCAAUGGCUGGAGUAUAUGGAUGGCAAGGCAACCAACCUGAUCACCAAGAAGGAACUGCUGACCGUGGACCCUGACACGGAUGACCUGCAUCUUGUCUAUGAGAUCACUGGGGGCCCCAGGCAUGGCUACGUGGAGAACAAGCUGCAGCCUGGCAGAGCCGCCGCCACAUUCACCCAGGAGGAUGUCAACUUGGGGUUGAUUCGUUACGUGCUGCAUGAGGAGAGGAUCCAAGAGAUGAUGGAUAGCUUUCAGUUUCUGGUGAAAGAUAGUAAACCCAAUCUGGUCAUCGACAAUGUCUUCCAUAUUCAGUGGUCCCUCAUCAGCUUUAAGUAUACCAGCUAUAAUGUCAGUGAGAAGGCGGGGUCUGUCAGCGUCACCGUACAGAGGACGGGGAACCUGAACCAAUAUGCCAUCAUCCUGUGUCGCACUGAGCAGGGCACAGCCAGCUCCCAGCCUGGACAGCAAGACUACGUGGAGUAUGCUGGCCAGGUGCAGUUUGAUGAGCGAGAGGACACCAAGUCGUGCACCAUUGUCAUCAAUGAUGACGACGUGUUUGAGAACAUUGAGAGCUUCACUGUGGAGCUCAGCAUGCCAGCAUAUGCCUUAUUAGGAGAGUUUACCCAGGCGAAGGUCAACAUCAAUGACACUGAGGAUGAACCCACAUUAGAGUUUGAUAAGAAGAUCUACCAGGUCAAUGAGAGUGCUGGUUUUCUAUUUGCAUCUGUUGAAAGAAAAGGAGAUUCAAGCAGCGUUGUAUCUGCAGUUUGCUACACCAUCCCGAAGUCAGCUAUGGGAAGUAGCCUUUAUGCUCUAGAAUCAGGCUCUGACUUUAAAUCCCGAGGGAGAUCUGCAGAGAGCCGUGUGAUAUUUGGGCCUGGUGUCACCACAUCUACUUGUGAUGUCAUGGUCAUUGAUGACAGCGAGUAUGAAGAGGAGGAAGAGUUUGAGAUUGCCCUGGCUGAUGCUUCUAACAGUGCUCGCAUCGGAAGGGUGGCGUUGGCCAAGGUGCUCAUCAGUGGUCCAAACGAUGCUUCCACCAUCUCCCUGGGGAACACAGCUUUCACUGUCAGCGAGGAUGCAGGCACAGUGAAGAUUCCAGUGAUCCGCCAUGGCACUGACCUUUCUACUUUCACAUCUGUCUGGUGUGCAACGCGGCCCUCAGACCCUGCCUCCGCCACCCCAGGAGUUGACUAUGUUCCCAGCUCUAGGAAGGUGGAAUUUGGGCCUGGAAUCACUGAGCAGUAUUGUGCCUUAACUAUCUUGGAUGACAUUCAGUAUCCGGUGAUUGAAGGACUGGAGACAUUUGUCGUUUUCCUCAGCUCAGCGCAAGGGGCCGAACUGACCAAACCUUUCCAGGCUGUCAUCGCAAUCAAUGACACAUUCCAAGAUGUACCCAGCAUGCAGUUUGCCAAGGAGUUGCUCCUGGUGAAGGAGAAGGAGGGUGUGCUGCAUGUGCCUAUCAUCCGCAGCGGGGACCUGAGCUACCAGUCAUCGGUGAGGUGCUACACGCAGAGCCAUUCCGCCCAGGUCAUGGAGGACUUUGAGGAGAGAAGAAAUGCAGACUCUUCACGGAUUACAUUUCUGAAAGGGGAGAAGGUGAAGAAUUGCACAGUCUAUGUCCAUGAUGACUCCAUGUUUGAACCAGAUGAGCAGUUCAGGGUCUACCUUGGUCAUCCCCUUGGAACCCACUGGAGUGGAGCUCGAGUUGGAAAAAAUAACGUGGCCACCAUCACCAUAUCCAACGAUGAAGAUGCACCCACCAUUGAGUUUGAAGAAGCUGCCUACCAAGUUCGGGAGCCGGCAGGGCCAGAUGCCAUCGCCAUUCUGAACAUCAAGGUGAUCCGCAGAGGGGAUCAGAACAGGACCUCCAGGAUCCGCUGCAGUACUCGGGAUGGCUCUGCCCAGUCCGGUGUGGACUACUACCCAAAGAGCCGAGUCUUGAAAUUCAGUCCUGGUGUGGACCAUAUCUUUUUUAAAGUGGAGAUCUUAUCCAAUGAAGACCGUGAAUGGCACGAGUCUUUCUCUCUAGUCCUUGGCCCAGAUGACCCAGUGGAAGCAGUGCUUGGGGAUGUAACCACUGCUACAGUGACAAUUCUAGACCAAGAGGCAGCAGGAAGCCUCAUAUUGCCAGCACCGCCCAUUGUUGUCACACUGGCUGACUAUGACCAUGUGGAAGAGGUUAGCAAGGAAGGAGUCAAGAAGGCCCCCUCUCCAGGCUACCCACUGGUCUGUGUCACGCCCUGUGACCCCCACUUCCCCAGGUAUACUGUCAUGAAGGAGCGUUGCAGUGAGGCCGGUAUCAACCAGAGCUCUGUGCAAUUCAGCUGGGAAGUGGCCUCCCCCACGGAUGGCAAUGGAGCCCGGUCUCCCUUUGAGACCAUCUCAGACAACACACCGUUCACCAGUGUGAACCACAUGGUUCUAGAUAGCAUUUACUUCAGUCGGAGGUUCCAUGUGCGUUGUGUGGCCAAGGCUGUGGACAAAGUGGGCCAUGCAGGGACCCCUUUACGGAGCAACAUUGUCACCAUUGGAACAGACAGUGCUAUCUGCCACACCCCAGUGGUGGCUGGGACAGCAAGAGGCUUCCAGGCCCAGUCCUUCAUUGCAACCUUGAAAUACCUGGAUGUCAAACACAAGGAGCAUCCAAACAGAAUACACAUUUCAGUGCAAAUCCCACACCAAGAUGGAAUGCUGCCUUUGAUUUCUACCAUGCCACUGCACAACCUGCAUUUCCUAUUGUCAGAGUCAAUCUACAGACAUCAGCACGUCUGCUCCAAUUUAGUCACCACCCAGGACCUGCGAGGCAUCUCAGAGGCAGGGUUCCUGGACGAUGUGGUCUACGACAACACUGCCCUGGGGCCUGGCUAUGACCGCCCCUUCCAGUUUGACCCCACUGUGCGAGAGCCAAAGACCAUCCAGCUCUACAAACACCUGAACCUGAAGAGCUGCGUUUGGACCUUUGAUGCCUAUUAUGACAUGACAGAGUUGAUCGAUGUCUGCGGAGGCUCAGUGACUGCAGACUUCCAGGUGAGGGAUUCCGCUCAGUCCUUCUUGACGGUACAUGUGCCUCUGUAUGUGUCCUACAUCUAUGUGACAGCCCCCAGGGGCUGGGCCUCCUUGGAACAUCACACUGAGAUGGAAUUCUCCUUCUUCUAUGAUACAGUUCUCUGGAGAACAGGGAUCCAGACAGACAGUGUGCUCUCUGCAAGACUCCAGAUAAUAAGAAUCUACAUUCGGGAGGAUGGUCGUCUCGUUAUUGAAUUCAAAACCCAUGCCAAAUUCCGAGGACAGUUUGUGAUGGAGCACCACACUCUCCCUGAUGUGAAAUCAUUCAUACUGACUCCAGAUCACCUAGGAGGAAUUGAAUUUGACCUCCAGCUCCUGUGGAGUGCGCAGACUUUUGAUUCACCCUACCAACUGUGGAGAGCCACAAGCUCUUAUAAUAGAAAGGACUACUCGGGGGAGUACACCAUCUACCUGAUCCCUUGCACAGUGCAGCCCACCCAGCCAUGGGUGGACCCAGGAGAGAAGCCUUUGGCCUGCACUGCCCACGCCCCAGAAAGGUUCCUGAUACCCAUCGCAUUCCAGCAGACCAACCGUCCAGUGCCUGUUGUGUAUUCACUCAAUACUGAGUUUCAGCUCUGCAACAAUGAGAAGGUGUUCCUGAUGGACCCCAACACAUCUGAUAUGUCAUUGGCAGAGAUGGAUUACAAAGGAGCCUUUUCAAAAGGUCAAAUCCUAUAUGGCCGAGUCCUUUGGAAUCCAGAACAAAACCUCAAUUCUGCUUAUAAACUCCAGCUGGAGAAAGUCUAUCUGUGUACUGGCAAGGAUGGCUACGUGCCUUUCUUUGAUCCUACAGGGACCAUCUACAAUGAAGGGCCUCAGUAUGGAUGCAUUCAACCCAACAAGCAUCUGAAGCACAGAUUCCUACUGCUGGACCGCAGUCAGCCAGAGGCCACAGCUAAGUACUUCCAUGACGUGCCUUUUGAUGCUCACUUUGCUUCUGAGUUGCCAGAUUUCCAUGUGGUGAGCAGCAUGCCAGGUGUGGAUGGAUUUACUCUGAAAGUAGAUGCUCUCUACAAGGUGGAAGCAGGACACCAAUGGUAUCUCCAGGUGAUCUACAUCAUUGGCCCUGACACCAUCUCAGGGCCCCGGGUCCAGCGUUCUCUCACAGCUUCUUUGAGGCGCCACCAAAGGGACCUUGCAGAACCCAGUGGCUGGCUGACUCUUGAUGAUUCCCUCAUCUAUGACAAUGAAGGGGACCAAGUCAAGAACGGCACCAAUAUGAAAUCCCUGAAUCUGGAGAUGCAGGAGCCAGUUGUAGCUGCUUCUCUGUCUCAAACUGGGGCAUCAAUUGGCAGCGCCCUGGCUGCCAUCAUGCUUCUAGUUCUGGUGUUUUUGGUAGCUUGUUUCAUCACCAGGAAAUGCCAGAAGCAGAAGAAGAAGCAGCCCCUGGAGGACACUUUGGAGGAAUACCCUCUGAAUACCAAGGUGGACAUGCCCAAGAGGAGCCAGGAUAGGGUGGAGAAGAAUGUGAACAGACAGUACUGCACUGUGCGUAAUGUCAAUAUACUCAGUGACAGCGAGGAAUCUUAUAUGUUCAAAGGUGCUAAAGUAAAAAAAAUGAAUCUGGAGGUCAGAGUCCACAACAAUUUACAAGAUGGAACAGAAGUUUAAUGGAGGGAGGCCUAAGUGUAUUUUUUUCUAAAAUCAUUUUUAUACAUUGCGGGGAAAUACUGGUAUUUUUAUAAUCUUGCAGAUAAAAAGGGAAAACUAUAGCUUUGAGUGGCAGAUCGCACACAUUACAUGCAUCAACUUACAACUGAGCUACCUCAUGCACAAAGAACCACUGAGACCCCCAGACUACUGGAGUAGUUAUGUCUGUGGAUCCCUUUAAUAGGCUCAGCAGUUACAAGAGCUCCUCUAGAAAGCUGACCAUAGAAAACAAGUAUCUUAGGCUGAGGACAGGAGCUGGACAAUGAGGACAGGAGCUGGACAGUUAGGCCAGCCCAUUAUACUCAGAAUGCGAGUGGAUCAUAGUGGAUCGCUGAGUCAGUGACAGCAGUGCUGGGCCUGUGCUUUCCUUCCCUGUCCCAGCUUUCUUCUACUUGGGCUUCUCCUAGACCUAGGGACAGCGGAGUAUGAAUUGCUCACGCUCCAACCCCAUUAACCAUCCUGCUAUUUGGCACAACUUAAUGCAUUUGCACAUCAUUUCUGCCUGUCUGAAUGUGUGCCACAGCCUCUAGUAUACCUAGCUCUUCCAGAGCCCUUUUUCACCAAGA